Molecule: messenger RNA, 567 nt
Organism: Rubroshorea leprosula
Lineage: Eukaryota; Viridiplantae; Streptophyta; Magnoliopsida; Malvales; Dipterocarpaceae
Source: the annotation of a GenBank genome assembly
CAAUCGUCAACCUCUCUCCGGCCCCCCGAGUUGGAUCUCACCACCAUUGUUGCCGAUCAUCUCUGAUCUCAUCAUUUUCACCGAUCACCACCAGCUACUCUCUCUACUCAAAACCAUAGAAAACCACUUGUAUUUCUUCUCUGUGACAGCCGCACAAAAGGGACAAAACUCUCAGAAAUUUCCAGUUUGUGCUCUCGGUGAUUUAUGAAGAAACAGCAAUGGUAGAGGGAACAGGAUUCGGGGCAGAAGGGCAGAAGAGAGAAGGAGCUUGGGGUGAUUUCCGGUGUCUUUUCGGUGAUUCUCCGGUGGCUGUUCCUGCUCUGCGGCUUGCUGUUUUUGUCUGAUUUCUCUCGCUUAGGUAUCGAUAUUUACAGAGGAGCUUGAGAAUUGGUUUUUUUUUUUUGCUGAAGAUUCAGGGACUAUCCCGUGGGUGGGGUACCCUGGAUCCGAAGCAAAAAUGUACCUCUCAAUCUUCGCCCCUUUCUUGAUAUAUGCAUUUGCGUUGGUUGUGAAUCUAGAUCUGUAGAAAUGUAAAACUGGUUGAUGAAAUGAAAUGAUACAUUUUUG